Messenger RNA from Leguminivora glycinivorella, 3607 nucleotides. RefSeq names its product zinc finger protein 26-like. Gene Ontology annotation, molecular function: DNA-binding transcription factor activity, RNA polymerase II-specific; RNA polymerase II cis-regulatory region sequence-specific DNA binding. Gene Ontology annotation, biological process: regulation of transcription by RNA polymerase II. The record is from RefSeq and is a predicted model, not a curated record. Bases 341 to 2116 code for a protein of 591 amino acids. The transcript has 10 exons. NCBI's taxonomy places the organism in Eukaryota, Metazoa, Arthropoda, Insecta, Lepidoptera, Tortricidae. Gene Ontology annotation, cellular component: nucleus.
UUAUAUUGAUUUGAAAGGGACGACACUACGAUGUUGCCACUUUUUAAUUUCUUGUCUUUUUUUUAAUGCCAAGGUGUACCUGUCUCAUGAAAUUCUAUACAAAUUGCCAAUGCUGCCACUAGCACGGUUCAAAUUACGAUUACCUUAUCUGUGCACCUCCUUGACGUAUGUCAUUAGAUUGACGUGACGUGGCGAACUCGACAGCCCGCAGCCCUAAUACCAAGCCAACGCCAAGCCCAGCGCCUGAGCGAAAGUAAUAUCAAAAUUAGCUAAGGAGAGAAACUGGAUGUGUUAUUGUAAAUAUCCAUCGAUCAAGGAGCAGAUGAUCUACUAAGUAAUCAUGCCACCAGGUAAAAAAUUGGGAGGACCUCGGGGCCGCAAGCGGAAAGGAAAUAACGCUUUUAAAAAUGUAUGCACCUACUGUUCUAAACAGCUAACGUGCAAUAGUGAUAUGUUGAAACAUUUACGUGUAUGCAGUCAGAAGAAGCUAGCUAAUCUUAAGGAUCUUGAUCCCAAAAAGGCCGUCUACAGCUGCACACAAUGCAAUAAAAAGUUCAGGUUCCAGAACAGUUUUACCAAACAUCUAUUAAUGGAGCAUUCCAAGCUCCGAACUGCAGUAGACUGCAAGCAGUGUAGUGUCCGCUGCCCGAACCACCGAGCCCUUAAGGAACAUAUUGCAAACGUGCACGAGCGGGAGAUAUUUGAGUGUGAGCAUUGCAAGAAGCAGUUUGUCAGGCGUGCUCAUGUGUUACGCCACAUCGCUCAAAAAGGCUGUGACGGAUCAGGAAUUACAACGUUUCCAUGUGAAAUUUGCAAUGCGUCAUUUACACGCAAGGACAACUUGAUAGUCCACCUGCGACUGCAGCACAUCAACAAGAACAACUUCAAUUGCAAACACUGCUCCUACCACACCAAGAACUUCUCCAAACUGAUCAUUCACACACAGAAGAAUCAUUUAGAGCCGAAAAACCAUUACGAGUGUGAUUACUGCAGCAAAGUGACCAGCUCUAGGGCUGCUAUGGCCAAGCAUUUAGAAAUCCAUGGAGAAAAGAAAUACGAGUGUGAUGUGUGCGGGUACGCAACUUACACGAUAGAGGUGAUCCGCCGCCACGUACUGGUCCACGUGGAGGAGAAGCCGUACAAGUGCGCGAUCUGCGGCCAGUCGUACAUCCAGCGCUCACAGCUGCAGCGCCAUCUGGUGAAGCAUACAGGCAACCUGUGCGCCAAGUGUGGAGUCAGCUUCAACUCCAAAGCCAGUUUGAUAAUCCACCAGCGCGAGCACAUGGGCCUGGAUAAGCUGUUCUGCCCGUAUGAAGAUUGUCCGUACAGCAAGAAGGAGUUCGCCAGCGAAGCCAACCUCACCAAUCAUGUGAAGACUCAUUUGGACGACAAACUUUACCCUGUGUCAGCGUUCCAAUGCGCCGUGUGCAAGAAGCGGUUCCACAACGAGAUCAACCACCGGCGGCACGUGCUGACGCACCAGCUGGACCGGCCGCGUCGCUGCAUGUACUGCGUCAACGCGCGCGCCUACGUGCGCGGCGAGCAGCUGGUCAAGCAUGUGCGCAAGGGCCACCCCGACCUGUUCCGAGCGCACCUGCAGCAUGUGCGCCGCGUGCUGGGUACGAGCGACAAGAUCGACCGCGUGAAGAAGUCCGAAUUAGACUCUAUCCUCAACGUGCUGGAUGCAGAAGCAGACCGCAUCCUGCAAGGUUACGGCGAGGGCGUGCUGUACGGAGGCGUGCAAGACGUGGACCCCGAAGAGCUGGAGGUGCCGCUCAAGGUGGAAAAGACUGAGAACCCGCUGAUGUCGGAGGAGGAGCUGGCCGACAGCCUGAAGAAGUUGCUGACGCAGCUCAUCGACAUGGAGAAGCUCGAGUGCUUCGGCUGGCCCGACGAGAGCGUCGACGUGGUCCUAGAGAAAGUAAUUGAGCAAUGCGGCGCCCGCGCCGCCGACCGGUUGCGCUGGACGCGCGUGCAGCGCCUGCGCGAGAACACCAAGCAGCUGUUCCUGUACGUGAUCGAGGACGCCAACAUCGCGCGCAUGCUCGACACGCACACCAUCGACCAGAUCGUCAAGCACAUCCUCACGCAGGUCGCGGACGCCGCCGAGAUAUAGGCCUGCGGUGAUAGAGGAGUGGAAUUCCUUGCCGACGGCUAUAUUUCCGAGCUCAUAUAGCCCGGCAACCUUCAAAUCAAGAGUGAACAGGCAUCUUCUGGGCGAGCUCACUCCAUAGUAGGCCACAUCUUUUUUUGGCUAGUCUGUGGCCAAGAGCCAGCCCAUUUUUGCGAUCUCGCGCGACAACAGCCUAACGUUCCGUUCUUGCAUGAGUAUCAAGACUAUAGAUGGUAUUAUUCACGAAGAUUAGUGCCUUGGUUCAUAUUGUCACUCCAUUCGAGGUUCAAUUUGUCAAAUUUGUGCGUGAUCUUGAAUGACACGGUAUAUGCCCACCUUUAAAUUGAUUAAUUAUUUUGAGUAGUGAGUUAGAAUUACCACAUAUGCGAAAUCAGAAAUGCUGCAUGCGUACAUGGCCGAUCAAAAUAAUCAGCACACACAGGCUGGGCUUUAAGACCUUAUAGCAAUAAUAAUAUAGUUGAGAAUUAAUAUUAUAUCAUAGUAUAGUUGAGUCUCGUUUUAAUCAUUAUAUUAGGGUAAACGUGUAUGUAAUAUUACAACUGACCAGAUAUUGUACGUAAUAUUGUAAAGAGUGAAUAGUAGAAAAAGGGCAUUUUUGUAUGAUGAAUAUUGGCCUUUGGUUUUUUCUUAGCAUUUGGUAUAAUGCAAAAGUUACUUCCUUUUUUAGUUAGAAACUAUUGUGCCUUAAGACUAGUGAUCUUGUUUUAUACAAAUACCUAUUAUAAACUGUUCUGUGCUGUAGAUAUAAGAAGGUUUUAAAUUGUUAACUCUGUUAAAAUUUACAGUGAAAAAGACUGUCUACCCCCACAGAUUGUGAACCUAUAUUUUACAAGAGAUUUUCUGUUUUUGAGUAAUACAUAAAUCCUAGAUACUAAUUUAAUCAUCAGUGUUAAGUUUUGUUUUAUUGGUUUAGGGAAAUAAUCGAUUUAUUCUUUUUUUAUAAGACAGACAGGCAUGUCCCGAAUGAAUUGUGAAUUUGAACUUUAUAAGUUUGAUAUUUUACAUAAUAAGUUUUAUAUACGUCCCAACCAAAUAAACAUUGUUUGGUGAUAAAAUAAAGGUUAAUGAGAGGAAAGAACAAAUGAGAUAUAACUUUAUAAGAAACUACAAAUUACUCUUACCAUGUUUAUGUAAGUUUUGUUUAAGAUGUGUUAGUUAAGUUUAGAGUUAUAACUGGAAUCAAAUACCUAUAUUAAAUAAGAAUAAUAUUUGUUAUAAUAGAAUAUGAGGUAUAACAUUUUAUUGGAAGUUUGGAUAAAACAAAAUAUUUUAAAAUCUUUAGAACUUAAUAUUAUUUCGCUCACUUUAGUAAGAUGUGGAUCGAUAUUAUAAUAUACAUAUAUAUUUACUGCGAGCUAUAUUAUCAAACAAAAAAAAAUACGUCUACGUUUAAUUUUAAUAUACUUAUGGGUAUAAAGCACCUAUACCGUGCCUUAUCACUAUUAUUAAUAAACAUUUACUUGGUAUUAAAAA